Messenger RNA from Marchantia polymorpha subsp. ruderalis, 3038 nucleotides. The record is from the annotation of a GenBank genome assembly. Lineage: Eukaryota; Viridiplantae; Streptophyta; Marchantiopsida; Marchantiales; Marchantiaceae.
CAACGUAGUUGUGCGCGCUGGUCCUAAGCUGGGCACCUUGAAAUAGAUUUGGCUCCACUUGGAUCUCAUGCUUUAGUCUCCUCAAAGUCUGACCUUCCUUCUUGCACAGCCCUUUCACCUCAAUGGUCUUAGCAGGCCUGUAAUGGCGGGGUGGUCGUAUAUUUCCAUGUUUGAAGUUUGGCACUGGCAUGUAAUGUCUCUGAGCUCAACACUUCCAAUAUUUGAUGACACACAGAUGCGAGAGGAUGUGUUUCGUUUGCACUUUAGGAUUCAAAAGUCUCCAUUCUUCUGGUUUUCGAUUCCAGUUGCAUUCGUAGGCUACAAGAACUACGGAAUCUAGUCAAUAGUACUCGAACUGACAUUCAUCACAGGAGAAUGUUGAAGACGCGAAAAAUAGGAAAUGUAGAUGCCAUUGUAUCCUAACAGCAGAUAUCAUUUCAGUAGCGCUUGUCUUCUGACAUUACAUGAAAUGAUGAACCAAGUGGAAAAGGCUCGAAAAUCGUUUUUAAAACUCGCAUGGAAUGAACAGCUGGGACAUUGGUUCCUUUUGCAUCAUCCUCUUUUUCGCAUCCUCUCAUCUGGCACUCCUUUAGACAGUUUGUAGACCCCACGUUCAAAGCUCAAUUUCCCUCCGUAUAUGGAGGUCUACGUAUACCACCAUAUACGCCAGGAGUAAUCUGAAAAGGAAUUUCUUAGGAAGAGUUUUCUAAGAUUUUCCUCCAUGUCCGGAGAAGGAACGUAACAAAAAGUUCUUGAGUUUCUUAUGGAAUAUCAAAGUCACAUAUUCAGCACUUCCAAGUGCUCCUCUAAAGUGAACGGAAACAUCGACCUCGAAAUGGAUCUGAAGGUUCAAACCAUCAGCUGGAAAGCUCAAUAUGAUAAUCUCUUGGCUGAGUACAGAGCGUUACAGAAAGAAGGGAGCGAUAGAAAACUAUGGAAGGAGAUCAACGGAAAUAGGAUCUCACGUGCGGAGAAUACGGGCAGAAACGCCACCCUGCCACUCAUCGGCUAUGACCUUGAAAAUGGAAGCUCUUUAUACACGGGCGUGUCCUUGCCAAUCCCCGGACAGAGCAAGUGCAUUGGUGGCAGUACCCAUUCUAUCGGGUCUUCCCUGCCUCAAGCUUCACCCCUUCUGUCACCAACUUUCUCUAAUCCUGAAGAGAGGAUGCAACCUUUGCAGCUAGCAGGUGACUUCGAAUCUCCAGGAGAAAAAGAUAAUGCCAAAGUAGCGAGUCUGCAAGAAGAAAAUCGAUGCUUGAGAGGAAGCGUUCAGAAUCUGAAGGAGCAAAAUGAGCGCAUUCGAGCAGUUGUUGGUGUGUGAGCAACCUCUAGGACCAUGCGCAAGGAGAUGGAAGCACUGCAGCGAACAACUUUGGAGGGAGCAUCGCAAUCGAAGGCUUCUGCCGUGAGCCCUGAAAAGGGAGAUAUAGAGAAGAUGAGGAAGAUCAGAGACGAGGUGAGCACAUUGAUGCAGCAGAUUGUCAGUAUGGCAUCUGAGCUCCAACAGGGCCAGCAGAUGCCACCAAAAAUGUUUGUUGAUCAGCAAACCGUCAAGCAUCCUCAAAAUACAGAGCAAGAAGCUACAACGGGGAAGGACGAGAGGGAUCCGACCUCCAAAAGGGAAGUGGAUUAUUGCAGCGCUCCGUACGACCUCAAGGAGGCGGCGGCUAAAAUUGCAGAGCUGGAAAGAGUUCAAUACGUGCUGCGAACACAGCUGGGCAGAGCUGCUGAGGACGUGAUGAGAAUGGCCAACGAGAGGGAUCUACUGAUGGAAAUCAGCAACUCUCUUCAUGCUGACUUUAACAGGUCUCUCCAACAGGAAAAGAUCAAGCAGUCUGCACCAACUACUGGGCAUCAUCACAACCUCAGUCCGCAGAUUUGUCAUAAGGAUUCGUCUCUCGAACAACGAAGAAGAGUAGCCAGCACUCAUCCACAUCGUUCCAGGGAAAGUCCACCUCGCCCCACUUCAGUUCCUCAGAUUUCUUCAGGGAGGAUAGGCGGCCAGGGACAUUCACCACACAAACAGGUAUGGAUCAAUAAUCAUGGAAGUGUGAGAGGCUACAGGAAAGAUUCGGAGAACUCCACGGACAGAGACUCUAGAUACGUGUUUCUAAACGAGGAAACCGAGCAAGAAAAAGAGGAAAGGCGUUUACUUCUAGAGGGAAGGAUGACACCCCUCCAGGAAAGACCAGAGGUGCAACCAGAUUUCGUCCACAAGGGCACUCCGAGUCAACGAUCAAAGCUGCAAGCAUCUGUCAAGCGUCGGGAGGUUCACAUGGCCAAUCGCGUAAAAGUCAGGAACUACAACAUAAAGGAUGACCCACAGUAGAUAUUUCCGAGCUCUCUAUUUGAGAACCUGACGUGAAAUCGGAUCUCGCGAAACAAUUACGACCCUUACUUUCGAGGGUCAUUUUCUAUUAAGCUCAAUCAAGCGAUUACUCGUCCAGUUCAUAUUUCAUGGAUGGACCAUAGCCCGGAGAAGCAGAUUCGCGCAGCCAUGAAGGGAAAUAAGUAAACCAUGUAAAUUUGCACUGUCACUACAGUAGCUGCCAGAGAUCAGAUUCCGAAAGUACGUUUGGAAGAGCUGUGAGGUUCACAACUUGUGGAGACGUGGUUUCCAGUUGUAUUUAAUUCAUACGAUGUAGAACUCAUAAACGGUGUAAAUCACAAGCUGUGAGUUACGGUGGUCGCGAUUCCACGGCUGCAAACUGGGAACAGUGUCUAUGGUGAAUCGUGUUGAACCAUGGAAUGUGGACAGGGGUCCUUCAUGGUUAGGAGUGAGUUACGCUUGAGUCACUUCGAUGAUGACGACGAGGUGAAAGAGUUCCCUAGCCAUACAAGUUGCACUGGAUUUUACUUGAAUCCAAGUCAAGGCUUCCCUCGUCUGCCGUGUGAUCAAAAGGUGAUUCCAAGUGUUGAUUCAGCAGAUCUGAACACGAGAACAAGGAACAAAAGAUUUCGAAGAAUCAAUUUAUUCCUUGCAGACCUACUUUUUGUUGCUUUCCAAGCGGUCAAUGUGGAAGAGGCGAGGAAACGUC